Molecule: messenger RNA, 201 nt
Organism: Penicillium pulvis
Lineage: Eukaryota; Fungi; Ascomycota; Eurotiomycetes; Eurotiales; Aspergillaceae
Exons: 2
Coding region: 1-201 (66 amino acids)
Biological process (GO): nucleoside metabolic process
Molecular function (GO): catalytic activity
Source: RefSeq, a predicted model, not a curated record
AUGAUCAUCCUAAUACCCUAUUAUAGUAUCAUUACUUCUAGUAAUAAGGUCAUCAAGCACAGGCGGAUAAGGGACGAUCUUCGUUUGGAGACUGGGGUAUUAUGCUUCGAAAUAGAGGCAGCUAGUCUAAUGUUGGACUUUCCCUACGUUGUCAUCCGCGGUAUUUAUGAUUAUGCCAACUCACAUAAGAAUAAGGAUUAG